Messenger RNA from Psylliodes chrysocephalus, 1614 nucleotides. NCBI's taxonomy places the organism in Eukaryota, Metazoa, Arthropoda, Insecta, Coleoptera, Chrysomelidae. The record is from the annotation of a GenBank genome assembly.
CUGACACUGAACCACACGCACAAGCAGCGCACCAUAGAUACCCUUGCAUCGCGGAUAAAACUCUCGAGAGCGAAAUUUAAAAAUUUGUCUAAAAUGAAGUGGUUUGCUUUGAUUUUUUUGUGCGCGGUGAGUUGGGUUCAAUGUUACAAAAUUUUGGUCCUAUUUCCAGCGACGUCGCCCAGUCAUUUUAUCCUGGGCAACGCUUUGGGGAGGGGGCUGGCGAAAGCGGGUCACGAAGUAACCGUACUUAGCCCCUUCCAGGAUAAAAAUCCCCCGAAGAAUUACAGAGAGGCGGUUUUGACUGGAUUGUUGGAACAAAAUGAUAAAGUUACCCCAGUCAAUUUAUUCGACAUGGAAAACAUGCAUCCAUGGUUAAGCAUUUAUGUUAUGAAUUUUCUCGGUAACGACGUAGUUAACAAAACAUUCGAACAUGUAAACUUCAAGAAACUACUAAACGAAAAGUUCGACUUAAUCAUCAUGGAACAAUUCAAGUUUGAUGCGAUGAAAGCUCUGAGCUGUCACUUCAAUGUCCCACUGAUAAUGGUCAGUACCAUUGGAGCGAACGUUUGGGUCAACGUGGAUACAGCCAAUCCAUCGCCGCCAUCUUAUAUACCGGACGUUUUCUUGAGCUAUUCCAGUAAGAUGAAUUUAUGGCAAAGGACUUUCAAUUCGUUGACGAUUUUGGUGCAAAUAUUGAACAACAAUCUGAUAUUCUACCCCGCUCAGAGGAAAUUCGUACAAAAAUAUUUACCGAAAUGUGCCGAUUACGAUUUUAAUAAUGUAUCUUUCUAUCUGCUAAACACGCACGAAAGUAUCUCGGAAUCAGUACCACAGGUACCCAGUGCAAUUAACGUCGGUGGCUUCCACAUUAAUCCGCCCAAAGAGUUGCCGAAAGAUCUGAAAAAGUACCUAGAUAAUGCUGACGAUGGCGUUAUCUACUUCAGCAUGGGUUCCAAUAUCCAAUUGUCUAAAGUUAAACCCGAAAUUAGAGAUACUUUAACUAAGGUAUUGAGAAAAUUAAAGCAGAGAGUUUUGUGGAAAUACGACGAGGAUACGUUGCAUAGAAAACCUGAUAAUGUUAAACUGGGAAAGUGGUUUCCACAAUCAGAUAUUUUAGCCCAUCCAAAUGUCAAACUAUUCAUUACUCAUGGAGGAUUACUGAGUACCUUGGAAACAAUUUAUCAUGGAGUACCGGUACUCGCUUUACCUGUGUUCGGAGAUCAAAAACUAAAUGCAGCUAAAAUGGAAACUCUUGGCUAUGGGGUCAAACUUUCAUUUUCAGCUAUUACCGAAGAGGACUUGACUGAGGCAUUAAAUAAGAUAUUAAAUGAUCCAAAAUACCGAGAAAAUGCUAAAAUGAGGUCAAAACUAUUCCACGAUCGACCUAUCAAACCCAUGGAUGAAAUUUUAUAUUGGGUUGAGUACAUCGUUAGACAUAAAGGCGCACCUCAUUUACAGAUUGCUGGUAAAAAUUUACCGUGGUACCAAUAUUUACUUCUAGACGUCGUUCUCCUGGUGGUUCUGUUCGUUACUAUUCCAAUAAUUUUACUUUAUAUAAUUUGUAAAAAACUUUGUUGUUCAGGAAAUGAAAAAAAGAAACAGAAAAAAGAAUAA